Molecule: messenger RNA, 3786 nt
Organism: Diceros bicornis minor
Lineage: Eukaryota; Metazoa; Chordata; Mammalia; Perissodactyla; Rhinocerotidae
Gene: DDR1
Product: discoidin domain receptor tyrosine kinase 1
Exons: 18
Coding region: 450-3323 (957 amino acids)
Biological process (GO): positive regulation of kinase activity; protein phosphorylation; multicellular organism development
Cellular component (GO): membrane; signaling receptor complex
Molecular function (GO): protein tyrosine kinase collagen receptor activity; ATP binding; collagen binding
Source: RefSeq, a predicted model, not a curated record
UGGGUGGACCACCUCCCACCACAGCUCUUCUAUCCGCCCACCUCACCCAACAGCUCUCUCUCUCCCACUGGGUUUGUUUGCCUAGCCUCCUUGUGCCCAUCUUCUCUGGGUCUCUUGUCUGAUUUUCUCUUUGCCUCUAUCCUCCUCCUCCCCACCACUCACCGUGUCCCGGCCUAUCCUUGCCAGUGGUCAGACCCUCCGACCCCCACCAGGGCCAGAGCUGGCUGGGCUUGAGAGAGGUCUGCCCUGAGGAGGACUCCUGGCCCUUGAGCAGGGACCCCAGGGGAACCACGGCCUGGGAGUCUGGACCCCAGGGUCCUUGAGAGGACUGGGGAGGGCCCUGGAGAGUUAGGGCAAGGUACUGGAAGGUGAAAGUAGAGAGAGGGAGGGGCUCGGAGAGAGUGGGCUGGCCUUCAGGCUCUGGGGCAAUCUAGGUUGGGGUGUAGAGGAUGGGAGGCCCAGACGGUGCCAGAGAGAAGCGAAGGUUGGUGGUCAAAAGAGUGGGUCUGAGGAGGCUGGUUGGACAGAGAUGCUGCCCCCACCCCCUUAGGCCUGAGGGAUCAGGAGCUAUGGGGCCAGGGGCCCUCUCAUCUUUACUGCUGCUGCUGCUCUUGGUGGCAACUGGAGACGCUGACAUGAAGGGACAUUUCGACCCUGCCAAAUGCCGCUAUGCCCUGGGCAUGCAGGACCGGACCAUCCCAGAUGGGGACAUUUCUGCUUCCAGCUCCUGGUCGGACUCCACUGCUGCUCGCCACAGCAGGCUGGAGAGCAGUGACGGGGAUGGGGCCUGGUGCCCCGCAGGGCCAGUGUUUCCCAAGGAGGAGGAAUACCUGCAGGUGGAUCUGCGGCGGCUGCACCUGGUGGCUCUGGUGGGCACCCAGGGGCGGCAUGCCGGGGGCCUGGGCAAGGAGUUCUCCCCCAGCUACCGGCUGCGCUACUCCCGGGACGGCCACCGCUGGAUGGACUGGAGGGACCGCUGGGGUCAGGAGGUGAUCCUAGGUAACGAGGACCCUGGGGGAGUAGUGCUGAAGGACCUUGGGCCCCCCAUGGUGGCCCGACUGGUUCGCUUCUACCCCCGGGCUGACCGGGUCAUGAGCGUCUGUCUGCGAGUGGAGCUGUAUGGCUGCCUCUGGAAGGAUGGACUCCUGUCUUACACAGCCCCUGUGGGGCAGACGAUGUACCUAUCUGAGGCCGUGUACCUCAAUGACUCCACCUACGAUGGACACACCACCCACACUGUUGGCGGGCUGCAGUAUGGAGGUCUGGGUCAGCUGGCAGAUGGCGUGGUGGGGCUGGAUGACUUUAGGAAGAGCCAGGAGCUGCGGGUCUGGCCGGGCUAUGACUAUGUGGGAUGGAGAAACCACAGCUUCCCCAGCGGUUACGUGGAGAUGGAAUUUGAGUUUGACCGUCUAAGGGCCUUCCAGGCCAUGCAGGUCCACUGCAACAACAUGCACACACUGGGGGCCCGCCUGCCUGGCGGGGUGGAGUGUUGCUUCAAGCGAGGCCCUGCCAUGGCCUGGGAGGGGGAGCCUGUGCGCCACGCCCUCGGGGGCAGCCUGGGGGACCCCAGAGCCCGGGCUGUGUCAGUGCCCCUGGGCGGCCGGGUGGGCCGCUUUCUGCAGUGCCGCUUCCUCUUUGCUGGGCCUUGGUUACUCUUCAGUGAGAUCUCCUUCAUCUCUGAUGUUGUGAAUGACUCCUCUCCAGCACUGGGGGGCACCUUCCCACCAGCCCCCUGGUGGCCACCUGGCCCACCUCCCACCAACUUCAGCAGCUUGGAGCUGGAGCCCCGGGGCCAGCAGCCUGUGGCCAAGGCCGAGGGGAGCCCGACUGCCAUCCUCAUCGGCUGCCUGGUGGCCAUCAUCCUGCUGCUGCUGCUCAUCAUCGCCCUCAUGCUCUGGCGGCUGCACUGGCGCAGGCUCCUCAGCAAGGCUGAGCGUCGGGUAUUAGAAGAGGAGCUGACAGUUCAUCUCUCUGUCCCUGGGGACACCAUCCUCAUCAACAACCGCCCGGGCCCUCGAGAGCCACCCCCUUAUCAGGAGCCCCGGCCUCGUGGGAAUCCACCCCACUCUGCUCCCAGUGUCCCAAACGGCUCUGCGUUGCUGCUCUCCAAUCCGGCCUACCGCCUCCUUCUGGCCACUUACGCCCGUCCCCCUCGAGGCCCGGGCCCCCCCACACCCGCCUGGGCCAAACCCACCAACACCCAGGCCUGCAGUGGGGACUAUAUGGAGCCUGAGAAGCCGGGUGCCCCGCUUUUGCCCCCACCUCCCCAGAACAGCGUCCCCCACUAUGCCGAGGCUGACAUUGUCACCCUGCAGGGCGUCACCGGGGGCAACACCUAUGCUGUGCCCGCGCUGCCCCCGGGGGUGGCUGGGGAUGGGCCCCCCAGAGUGGAUUUUCCUCGGUCGCGGCUCCGCUUCAAGGAGAAGCUUGGCGAGGGCCAGUUUGGGGAGGUGCACCUGUGUGAGGUAGAGAACCCUCAAGAUCUGGUCAGUCUUGAUUUCCCCCUUAAUGUGCGCAAGGGGCAUCCCUUGCUGGUAGCUGUCAAGAUCCUACGGGCAGAUGCCACCAAGAAUGCCAGGAACGAUUUCCUGAAGGAAGUGAAGAUCAUGUCGAGGCUAAAGGACCCCAACAUCAUCCGGCUCCUGGGCGUGUGUGUGCAGGAUGACCCCCUCUGCAUGAUUACUGAUUACAUGGAGAAUGGCGACCUUAACCAGUUCCUCAGCGCCCACCAGCUAGAGGACAAGGCGGCUGAGGGGGCUCCUGGGGAUGAGGAGGCUGCCCAGGGGCCCACCAUCAGCUACCCGAUGCUGUUGCACGUGGCGGCCCAGAUUGCCUCGGGCAUGCGCUAUCUGGCCACACUCAACUUCGUGCAUCGGGACCUGGCCACGAGGAACUGCCUGGUUGGGGAAAAUUUCACCAUCAAGAUCGCCGACUUCGGCAUGAGCCGGAACCUCUACGCUGGGGACUAUUACCGUGUGCAAGGCCGGGCGGUGCUGCCCAUCCGGUGGAUGGCCUGGGAGUGCAUCCUCAUGGGGAAGUUCACGACCGCGAGUGAUGUGUGGGCCUUUGGGGUGACCCUGUGGGAGGUGCUGAUGCUGUGCCGGGCCCAGCCCUUUGGGCAGCUCACCGACGAGCAAGUCAUCGAGAACGCAGGGGAGUUCUUCCGGGACCAGGGCCGGCAGGUGUACCUGUCCCGGCCCCCUGCCUGCCCGCUGGGCCUGUAUGAGCUGAUGCUUCGGUGCUGGAGCCGGGAGCCUGAGCAGCGACCACCCUUCUCCCAACUGCAUCAGUUCCUGGCAGAAGAUGCACUCAACACAGUGUGAUUCACAACACCCAGCCGCCCCUCCCUCAGGACGAUCCAGGGGAGGCCAGCGGCACUAAACAAGAGGAGCUCACGGCACCCCCACUCCAUGCCCCCUCCCAACCGCCCUUCACCUCUGAUAGAGGCAGUGUGACCGCAGGUGGGCUGGACCUGCCACGGAGCUGACGCCCUCCCUCCGCCAGACAAGCCCUCAUGCCCCCUUCCUGCUCCUCUCCUAGAAGCCCACACUGCCCACCCAGCUGGCCCUGUGGAUGGGAUCCUCUGACCUCCUCUAGCCAUCCCUUGGGGGAGGGCAGGGACAAAUAUAGGGCAGACACUGGACAUGGCCCAUUGGAGCACCUGGGCCCCACUGGACAACACUGGUUCCUGAAGAGAAGGCUUUGGCCCCCCCGGCCUCUCUUUCCGUCACACACUGGACCCCGCUGGCUGAGAAUUUGGGAAGUGAGGAGGACAAGAAAGGGAGA